UGACCUGCCGCGGCGUGGGUGGGAUGUCGGCGGCAGGACGCUGCUUCCUCGUGCUGCUGCGGGCGCGCUCCGGCGCCCUGGCUCGGCGCCCGCCCGAGGGCGUGGCGCCCUCCCGGGGUCUGCGCGCGGAGUGCGGGCCCCGAAGGCUCUCCAUCGAAGGCAACAUCGCUGUGGGAAAGUCCACCUUUGUGAAGUUCCUCACGGCAGCUUAUCCAGAGUGGCACGUGGCUACAGAACCUGUAGCAGCAUGGCAGAACAUCCCGACUACGGGCACCCAAAAAGCCUCCACUACCCAGAAUCUUGGAAACUUGCUCGAUAUGUUGUACCAGGAGCCAGCACGAUGGUCCUAUACAUUCCAGACAUUUUCUUUCCUGAGCCGCCUGAAAAUCCAGAUGGAGCCUGUCCCCGAGAGACUGUCCCAGGCCAGCAGCGCCGUGCAGAUCUUUGAGAGGUCUGUUUACAGCGACAGGUACAUCUUUGCAAAGAACCUUUUUGAAAAUGGCUCCCUCAGUGACAUGGAGUGGCACAUCUACCAGGACUGGCAUUCCUUUCUCCUGCAACAAUUUGCCAGCCAGCUCCGACUUCAUGGCUUCCUCUACCUCCGGGCUACCCCCCAGGUUUGUUUGAAGCGACUGCAGCAGAGAGCCAGGCAGGAGGAGAAGGGCAUCGAGCUGGCAUAUCUCGAGCAGCUUCACGAGCAGCAUGAGGCCUGGCUCGUCCGCAAGACAACCAAGCUCCACUUUGACUCUCUGCUCAACAUUCCAGUGCUGGUGCUGGAUGUCAAUGAUGACUUUUCUGAAGUCGGAGCCAAACAAGAAGAACUCUUGGCAAAGGUAAACACCUUUAUAAAAAAUCUAUAGUCAUAUUCUUGGAUUUACAUGUUUUACAGUAACAAUAAGUCUCUCAAUGAGAGACGUUACUGGUGCCUGCUCGAACAAGUCGAUGAGCAACAGGAUGACAGUGAAGUGAAAUUUAUUUUUUAUUUUUAUUUAUUAUUCUUAUUUUUUUGCUUUUUGGGUCACACCCAACAGUGCUCAGGGGUUACUCCUGGCGGUGCUCGGGGGAAAAAAUUUGGGGCUGGAGCGAUAGCACAGCGGGUAGGGCGUUUGCCUUGCAUGCAGCUGACCUGGGUUUGAUCCCCAGCAUCCCAUAUGGUCCCUCGAGCACCGCCAGGAGUAACUCCUGAGUGCAAAGCCAGGAGUAACCCCUGUGCAUCGCCAGGUGAGAUCCAAAAAGAAAAAAAAAAAAUUUUUUUUUAAUUUAAAACUUUAAAAUUUUUUAUAAAGCAUCUUGAAUAUGACUAUAUUCAUAUAUGAAUAAAGUUAUAGGAAUAACUUUAUAUUAUAAAGUCUCCUCCCACGCCUGGCUGUCUUCACCGGGGCCCCUGAGAGGGGGGCGGGUUGAGUUUCCCUCCCCACCCCAAGCAGAGUCUCAACAGCCGAAGACCUCCAGAACCCCAACCACAGCCAUGCUCAAGGCCACUCUCCACAUGCUCAGACAAGCCUCACGCAUGAAGGAACCAGCAGAGGAACCCAGAUGUGUGGGACCCAGGACUGAGAUCUCCAAGCCUGCUCGGAUCAGGACUGGGCCUCCUCCACCCAGAUCCCCCAUUUUCCAGCAGCUUGGAGUCACACCCACCAACUGCCUCCAGCACCACGUAAUCCCAUCAACAGGCAAGAUCCAGAGACUAUAAACAAAGCUCCCAGAAGCGUGCAGCUGCUCGACCUCUUAUUGUCUAGUUCUCCCUCUCAGAGAACCUGGUAAGCUACUGAGAGUAUCCUGCCUGCACAGUAGAGCCUGGCAAGCUCCCCAUGGCGUAUUUGAUAUGCCAAAAACAGUAACAAUGAUGGGUCUCAUUCUCCAGACCCUGAAGGAGCCUCCAUUGUGGUACUAUUGGGAAGGACGAGUAAAGAGAGGCUGCUGAAAUCUCAGGGCUAAGACGAGAGGAGAUGUUACUGGAGCCCGCACGAGCAGAUCAAUGAAUAACGGGAUGACAAUGAUACAGUGAUAUGAAUAACUUUAUAGUUAUUCAUAGUUGAAUUUUAGAUAUACAGUAUUGUAACACCAGUCCCGACACCAGUGUCAGUGUCCCUCCAACCAGUGUUCCCAGGUUCCCACCCAUAUUCCGCCACUCCCCCUCACCCCCGGCCUCCCCAGCCUGCCCUGUUUUACAGCACCAAUGCUGCUCGCUGCCAUUGUUCUAGAGGAACAAGUAAGUCAUGGGUGAUGCAGCACCUCUCCUGAGAUGCUGUGAAGUGUUCGUAAGAGAAAUGAAGAAAUGGGGGUGGAAAAGAACUGCUACUCUGUGACACCCACACAAGGAUGCAAUUGCCUACUGACACAUUUCUCACAACAUAUCUUUGUCAUUAAGUGAUGCAUGGCCGUAGGCUUAAGAGAAAAAUGCAUGCCUGUAUAGAAAUGCAAUGCUCGUUGCAAGAAGUCUGCAGGCCUGUGAUUUACCAGGAGCAGAAUUCACCCAUGCGGCCCUUGACAGUUGUGUAGGCACAUAAAGAAUUGAAUGAGUUCAGAGCUAAAUACCCUGAGAGAGAUGUGUUUCCCUUAGUGAUAAAUAAGUGUGAGAUUGGUGUGAUGUUUGGAAAUUAGCACUACACUGUAGCACUGUCGUCCUGUUGUUCAUUGAUUUGCUCGAGCGGGCACCAGUAACAUUUCCAUUGUGAAACUUGUUACUGGUUUUGGCAAAUCAAAUAUGGCAUGGUAGCUUGCCAGGGUCUGCCAGGGCAGGAUACUCUCGGUAGCUUGCUGGGCUCUCUGAGAGGGAUGGAGGAAUCGAACCCAGGUUGGCCGUGUGCAAGGCAAACACCCUGCCUGCUGUGUUAUUACUCCAAUCCGUUUGGAAAUUAAAACACAGCAUAUUAUUAUCUUUAAAACAAAAAAGUUUUAUUGAGACAUAACUCAUGGACAAAGCCAACUCAUCGUUUAAAGUAUAAAGUGUCCUCCUGAAUAGCUAAAGCACUCCUAAGGUAAAGGAAGAUGGGAUGCAUUGCUUUCCCUAACUUCAAAUUGUAUUACAAAGUGGCAGUAAUUAAAACAGCACAGUAUUGUGAUAGUAAUAGACCCUCAGAUCAGUGGAAUAGACUUGAAUUUCCUGAGACAGACCCUCAGGUAUAUGAUUUGUUAAUCUUUGAUAGAGAAGCAAAAAAUAUAAAGUGGAGCAAGAAAAGCCUCUUCAGCAAUUGGGGCUGGGAAAAUUGGUCAGCUACAUGCAAAAAAAUUAAUUCAGACCUCUUUUUAACACCAUGCACAAAAAUCAGAUCAAAAUGGUUUACGAUCUUGAUAUCAUAACUGAAUCCAUAAGCUACGCAGAUUAAAACAUAGGCAGAACUUUCCAUGACAUGGAAGCUAAAGGCAUCUUCAAUGAUGAGACAUCAUUAACCAUCAAGUGGAAGCAAAGAUAAGCAAAUGGACUACAUUAAACUAAAAAGCUUCUGCACUUCAAAGGAAACAAUGUCCAGAAUACAACAACAGUCCACUGAAUGGGAAAAAUUGCUUACCCAACACUCAUUUGAUAGGGAUUAAUAUCCAAGAUGUAUAAGGCACUGGAAGAACUUUACAAGAAAAAAACCCUACAAUCCCAUCAAAAAAUGGGGAGAAGAGAUGAACAGAAACUUCCUCGAAGAAGAAAUGCAGAUAGCCAAAAGGUAAAAAAAACUGGCCUAAAUCACUAAUUAUCAGGGAGAUGCAUCUCAUGCAACAAAAACUGGCACACAUUGGUCAAAAUGAACAACGAGUACUGGCGUGGAUGUAGGGAAAGAGGAACUCUCAUUCACUGUUGUUAGGAAUGCCGAUUGGUGCCUUCUUUCUGGAAAACAAUAUGGUCAUUCCUCAAAAAACUAAAAAUUGAGCUUCUAUACACCCAGCCAUACCUCUCCUGGGAAUAUAUUCUAAUGACCCAAAAACAUACCACAGAAAAUCCAGGGGGAAGGAGAGGAGGGCAGUUAGGACAGAGACAGGAUCACUAUGGCGAUGAUAGUUGGAAAUGGUCACUCUGGACAAGAACUGGAGUGAUGUGCUGAUACCCUUUCAGUAACAGUAUUGCAAACCACAGUGCCGAAAAGAGGAAAGAGAAAGUGGCUGCUGUAGAGGCAGGAUGGGAAGGAAACUGGAGACUUUGAUGGUGGGAAAUGCACCCUGGUGAAGGGAUGGGUGAUAGAACGUUGUAUGACUGAAAUUCAAUCAUGAACACAGUGAUUAAAUAAUAAAUAAAAGUGUGUAGUUUGGGGUCAGGUUUAUAGCUCAGAGGCCCGGAGUGCAGCCUUUGCAUGCAGGAGCCCUGAGUUCAGUCCCCAGCAACGCAGGGUCCCCUAACACCACCCAGUAUGGUCCAGUACCCCUGCAAAUUUUUCACCAGCACAAACAUUUCCAAGCUCUUCACCCCAAGAAGAAGUGUCAUGCCUUCAGCAGUCACUCCCUAUUUCACACCUCCCCACAGUCUCUACUUACCCCACCCCAAUUAUGCAGAUAUCAAUCUACUUUUGGGGGUUGUUUUUUCUUUCUUUUUUUUCUUUUUGGACCAUACCUGGCAGUGCUGAGAGUACUUUUUCAUGGCUCUGUGCUCAGUGGUCACUCCUGGUGGGAUUUAGGGCACCGUGUUUGGUGCCAGGGAUCAAACCUGGAUUUAUUCUCUGUAAGGCAAGUGCCUUACCUAUGUCUCUGGCCCAUACUUUGUAUCUGAUUUGCCUGUUCCAGACAUUUCAUGUAAAUGGAAUGUUAUGUGCCUUUUGUGUUAAGCUUCUUUUGUUUCCAAGGCUUAAAAGUUCAUCUGUAAUAUGUACUUUCAUUUAUCAUGGUUCAUAUUUUAUGAAUAAAUAGUUUAUGCAUAUUC
This is a messenger RNA of Sorex araneus (European shrew), 4843 nucleotides long. It is a transcript of the gene DGUOK, whose product is annotated as deoxyguanosine kinase. NCBI's taxonomy places the organism in Eukaryota, Metazoa, Chordata, Mammalia, Eulipotyphla, Soricidae. Gene Ontology annotation, molecular function: deoxyguanosine kinase activity; ATP binding. Gene Ontology annotation, cellular component: mitochondrion; cytoplasm. The transcript is spliced from 7 exons. Gene Ontology annotation, biological process: nucleobase-containing compound metabolic process. The record is from RefSeq and is a predicted model, not a curated record. The coding region runs from base 24 to 860 and encodes 278 amino acids.